UCAUAUAAGGACGUUGAGCUCAGGCCAGAGAAUCAGAACACUACCUGACUAGAGCUAAAUGCACAGCCUGCUCCUAUUUUGCUGAAGCCAAAGACACACAGAGUCUAAGACUGAAGAUGGCGAGCACCAGAUUCUUUACUGUGGCCCUGCUGGUCAUUUUCACCCUCAACAGCUUCCUUCCUCAGACAGAGUCAGUAAGCUGCUGCCUGUCAUAUACCAAGAGAAAUAUUCACUGCCAAAAGCUGAAGGGCUACACCAUCCAGACAUACAAGGGCAUCUGUGACAUGGAUGCGAUCAUCUUCCACACGAAAGCGGGCAAAUUCAUCUGUGCUGAUCCAUCAAAAGAGCAGACACAGGGGACAAUCCAGUGCCUUAAUGCAAGAGCCAAGAGUUUGUUUUGAGGAACAUUCCGGACCUUCAGUCAUACAACACAAUGGCAAUGAAGCAAUUUAAUAAGACAAGCUAUUUUAAUUGUUUCAUUUCUGUGUUUUCUUUCAAGAGAAAGAGAUUUCUAAUGUUUAAACAUUUUUGAAUUGUAUCUUUUACCUAAAUCUGCUUAUGGUAUCUUAUGCUGAACUUUUCAUCAGUUCGUUUCUGAUCUGUUUUAUAAACAGAAGUAGUGUAGUAUGCCAUCUGAGAUACUAUGUUGGCAUAUUUGAAAGAUGGGUUAAAUUAAAAUAUUUUUAAUGUUUUUAAAGGGUAUCACAAAUUAUUUUUGUGUUAACUUUGCACUGUUUUCAGAUAUAUAUGUAUAUAUAUAUAUAUAUAUAUAUAUAUAUAUACAUGCAUGCAUAUACUGUAUAUAUGUGUACUGUACUGUACUGUUUAAACACAGUGAAAUGAAUCAGUAGGUUUGUUUUAUUUGGCAGAAUUCUUAAAGAAUCUAUGUAAGUAAUGGUGUGACGAGGAUAUAAUAAACAUA
Messenger RNA from Anguilla rostrata (American eel), 922 nucleotides. RefSeq names its product C-C motif chemokine 20-like. Gene Ontology annotation, cellular component: extracellular region. Gene Ontology annotation, molecular function: chemokine activity. Lineage: Eukaryota; Metazoa; Chordata; Actinopteri; Anguilliformes; Anguillidae. Bases 117 to 401 code for a protein of 94 amino acids. The record is from RefSeq and is a predicted model, not a curated record. The transcript has 4 exons. Gene Ontology annotation, biological process: immune response.